Molecule: messenger RNA, 1242 nt
Organism: Sordaria macrospora k-hell
Lineage: Eukaryota; Fungi; Ascomycota; Sordariomycetes; Sordariales; Sordariaceae
Biological process (GO): transmembrane transport
Cellular component (GO): plasma membrane
Molecular function (GO): transmembrane transporter activity
Source: RefSeq, a predicted model, not a curated record
AUGGUGGGCGCGCUGGUCGGCAUUACCCUUUCCAUCUCAUACGUCCUGGGUCCAUUGCUAGGAGGCGGAAUUUCGGCUGGAUGGACUUGGAGAGGCAUCUUCUGGAUUAAUGUCCCAUGCGGCGCGCUCGCCCUCAUAGGUAUCUACUCGCUCUGGCCGGACGACCGACGACAACAAUACGAAGGAUGGACGGGCAUCCGCAAAAUCGACUUUCUCGGCAACUUUCUCCUCAUUGUAGCCUCGAUUCUUCUGGUAUUUGGUGUACAAGAAGCUGGCUCGUACGUGUGGAAGUGGUCUAGCCCAGUCAUCAUCUGGUCUCUGGUGAUAGCUGGGUUGAGCUGGAUUCUUUUGGGAGUCUGGGAGACGUAUCUGUUUUACGGACGAAACCAUCACAUUCAGCCGAUCUUCCCCGUGCGAUUGGCGACAGGCCGCGUCUAUCUAUCAACCAUCAUAGUCACGUUUCUUACAGGUCUUGUCUAUAUUUCCCUAGUCAUCAAAAUUCCCGAACGAUUCCAAGUCAUCUACGGCGACAGCGCCCUUCGAGCUGGUAUUCAUCUCCUCCCGAUGUUGGGCUCCUGUGCCUUCGGAUCUACCCUAGCCGGAAGCAUCUCCAAGAAACGAAACCUCACAAGCCACACUCUUGCGGCCGGGAAUUCGCUCCAGGUGAUAGGGCUGGGACUGGUAUAUGGGUUUUCGCACACGACGGAGCGAGGUGAUAUCCGAUAUAUACUGGGGUUUACGGCCAUAUAUGGGUUUGGCGUCGGCUUGUGCUUCGCCGCCUGUACCAUGAUCGCGGCUAUCGAGGCUCGCCACGGAGACUUAGCCGCUGCACAAGGAGCCGUUGCGCAGGUACGAGUGCUUGGCGGCUCGCUGGGUCUAGGCAUCUGCACCAUUAUUUUUAACGACAUAUUGCAGAGAUCUCUCGGUCCUGCCACGGAGGCUGGCAGAUUUCCUGCGACUGUCCUCGACCAGCUUCACAGGAGCCCGCUGGCCGUGUUCAUGCUUCCCCCUGAGCAGCAAGCUUUGGUCAAGACGGUAUACUCGGACGCGUUCAGGUUUCAGAUGCUCCUGAUGGUGGCAGUGGCGGCGGUGGCCGUUUUGGCUAGCUUGGGAACAUAUAGGUCGAAACCGCCCGCUGUUGUUGAUACGAUGAUCCACCACAAGGAGUUGGCGGCACGACCUAGCGACACCGAGUUGGAAAGCGCGAGUAGUGUCCGCUCACUGGUUCGUGGAGUCAGCUGA